Onychostoma macrolepis is the source of this 1089-nucleotide messenger RNA. RefSeq names its product fibromodulin b (gene fmodb). The transcript has 2 exons. The record is from RefSeq and is a predicted model, not a curated record. Gene Ontology annotation, molecular function: protein binding. Lineage: Eukaryota; Metazoa; Chordata; Actinopteri; Cypriniformes; Cyprinidae. The coding region runs from base 1 to 1089 and encodes 362 amino acids.
AUGAAAGGUUGGAUUUUACUGCUGAUGUUGGCAAGGCUUGUCGAUUUUUCCAUGACACAGCCGACCAACUCUUUCACCUGGCUAAGCUAUCUGCGCAACCGAGCCUACAGUCAUGGUUAUGGCCGCAGUCACAAUAACAUCCAUGCCUCUCUAAGAGCAGAGGAUGAGCCUCCUGUGCUGGACUGUCCUUUGGAGUGCGACUGCCCUCCUUCCUACCCCAGCGCAAUGUACUGCAACAACCGCAAGCUACAGCACGUCCCGUUUGUCCCAUCUCAUAUCAAGUAUGUAUACCUGCAAAAUAACCAGAUCACGACCAUCACAAAUGGAGUCUUUGAUAAUGCUCCAAAUUUAGCUUGGAUCAGCCUACACACAAAUAAACUGAGCUCUGACAAGAUUGGUGACAAAGUCUUAGCCAAACUACCAAACCUCGAGCGCCUCUUUUUACACAACAACAACCUGAGUCAGGUUCCACAGGGUUUACCACGUUCCCUACGAGAUCUACAUAUGAAUAAUAACAAUAUCUCGAAGAUCCCGGUCGAAUCUUUCCGUGGAAUGAGCAACCUGACGGGUCUGCACCUCCAAGUGAACGCCAUUGAAGACCUCAGCAAUGCACUUGAGGGUCUGCAUUCAUUGACCCUGUUAGACUUACGAGGAAACCGACUGAAGAAGAUUCCAGAAAGCCUGCCGCCAAAGCUGAGCCAGCUCUACCUCGAGUACAACCGCAUAUCCAGCGUUCCUGCUGAUUUUCUGAGCCAGCGGCCUGAGCUGCGCUUCGUACGGCUGUCCCACAACCAGCUCACAAAUGAGGGAAUUCCAGCCAACGCUUUCAAUGUCAGCACACUCGUGGAGCUUGAUUUGUCCUUCAACAAGUUGGAGAGGAUUCCCAUUGUCAGCACCAGUCUGGAGAAUCUGUAUCUCCAGGCCAACAAGAUCAAAGAAUUUUCAGUGAGCAGUUUCUGCAGAGUUGUGGAUACAAACAAUUACUCUAAUCUGCGUGUACUGCGUCUGGAUGCCAAUGAAAUCAGAGCCCAAGACAUAUCGACUGAAGUUGUACUCUGUCUGCGCCUGGCAACCAACAUCGACUUGUAG